This is a messenger RNA of Phialemonium atrogriseum, 920 nucleotides long. RefSeq lists its product as uncharacterized. The transcript has a single exon. The record is from RefSeq and is a predicted model, not a curated record. The coding region runs from base 88 to 627 and encodes 179 amino acids. Lineage: Eukaryota; Fungi; Ascomycota; Sordariomycetes; Cephalothecales; Cephalothecaceae.
GUCGGCAUUGGACUUACCUGACCUUGUAACCCUAUCGCGGCAUUCCUGAGAGCUGUGUGUCAAUCAAGGGCCGGUGGCCACCCAAUCAUGUCACUGGUGGCUGACAUGGUCCAAAAAGCGUUAAGCGUGCGGGAAUGCCCGCAGUGCUGCAUCUUCCACAUAAGUUCCGACGCCGCCAAGACUGUAUCAUCAGGGCCCGUACAUAACCGUUCAAUGACCGGACAGUCUUGGCUGAUGAGCCUCCUAGUCGUUGCCUCAGCACAAACAGUAGUGUACUAUAGUAUGCGGUUGAUGCAGUUCGGUUGCUCACAUUCCCCGACAGCUCAGGAUAUACCGUUGGUUGGAACUGGCAGCAGAAUGUUGGUUGUCCCUUUGUCGCUCACACUCAUGCUGCUCUUCGAGGUUGAUGAAAUGAUGAUUUUGCCAUUGAUGAUUAUCGUUUUAACUGUCCUUUCCUUCUAUCCUAAUGCUGAUGAUAUUGCCCUUCCAUAUGCCUGCCAUUUCCUCCUGAAUUUCAUAGAAGCCUCAUCUAGGGUCUCACACUCAUCCAUGCCUGCUUGGAAUUCCAUGUACCAUGACGCUGAAAUGGCAUAUUCCUCGAACUCCUAUCCAGCCAACUCGUCAUAAAACAAAAUGGCCCUGCUGAACCUAAACCAAACGUUAUACCGAGCAAGUGAUCCCCUCACGCGCCCUCACACUCUCCUCCAUAGGCACCCCGUUCCAAUCCGCCCACCUCCUCGCAAUCACCUGCGGCACCGGCCUCGUACCCACGAUCUCGAUAUCCACCCCGGACUUCCACGCCGACCCGCGCAGCCCCUCAAACACGGCGAGCAGCUCCCCGGCCCACAUCGUUUUCCGCACGGCGAGCCGCGCCCACCACGCCACCACGGGGUUCACCGACGUCAGCCUCUCCACGCGCC